Messenger RNA from Protopolystoma xenopodis, 885 nucleotides. Lineage: Eukaryota; Metazoa; Platyhelminthes; Monogenea; Polystomatidea; Polystomatidae. The record is from the annotation of a GenBank genome assembly.
AUGUAUUGCAAACUUCAUCUUAUUUUAGCUCUAUUAAUACCCCAUGUUGUACAUUUGCACUCAUAUCCUUAUAUAAUUCACCCUGCUACUUUUUUACCCCCUAUAAUCCGGCUUAUUCCUACAACCUUCAGGUAUCAGACUUCCCCAGAUCCACUUCUCUCUCGAGGUCUUGGACCGACAAAGACUUUAGCCACUCGACCCAUCCAGUCCAGUUCCUGCUCUGUUGGUUCCUCAGCCUGUUAUUUACCUUCUUUGGCAUCCUCAUCUGACUCCCCGUCAUCACCUUUAGCAUCUUCUUCCUCCCUCUUACAAUGGAGCACUGCAUGCAAAUCCAACUUCCCUGCAGCCGCCAAUGUUCAUACUUUGGAGCAAAGGUCGAUUGCUUGCUCCGAAUCGAGAUCAUCUACUGGGUCAAGUUGUGAAAAGAAGAGUACCAAGCAUCCGAGCUCACUUACAAGGCCAGACGAUGAGCAACCGAAUAGUGAUGUCGAAGAGGAAGCAGACGUAACUAUAUCUUCUAGUUUUUACGUCGAGAAUAGACAGAGCGAACAUGGCUCACAAAGUCAUGACGUAAGGCCAAUGGAUGAGGAAGAGAUUGAAGCGAAGAAACUUGAAGUGCAAUCGCAGGGAACAAAUGCCCAGAUACGCCGGCAGAACAGGGAAUCAGAGGAAGACGUUGAUUUAAGCGAUGAUUUCGAGUCUGUGGAGGCAGAUGGAUCUUCUGAUCCUGGGUCUCAAUAUUUAUCCUCAGAAAGCUGUCGUAUUGCUGCUCAGGACUUGGCUCGUGCUGUAUGUACACUUUUCUCAUUAUUGAGUCUUAUUUUCGUAACAGAGUGCAAAUACAUCUACACAUACAGGCUUCCACGAACUCUAAUGAAAUUUUGA